Stegodyphus dumicola is the source of this 879-nucleotide messenger RNA. RefSeq lists its product as uncharacterized. The record is from RefSeq and is a predicted model, not a curated record. Lineage: Eukaryota; Metazoa; Arthropoda; Arachnida; Araneae; Eresidae.
AUGUUGUUGAUUUCUGCUUAUUGUUCUCCUAAACCUGAUUUGAUUUUCUGCUUGAAUGAUAUUUCAAGAGUUUUGAAUAAAGAUCUAUGUAAUGAUUUUGUAAUUUGCGCAGACUUUAAUGCUAAAAGUGAAGUCUGGGGUGAUCAAGAGGAAGAUAUUAGAGGAAAACAAGUUCUGGAAUUUAUUAAUUCACAUGGGAUUUGUAUCUUGAAUAAUCCAGAUUCUCCUCCUACUUUUGAAGGAGCAAGAGGUUCUUCCUGGAUUGAUCUUACUCUUGUGCAUACUUCCAUAAAUAUUGAUUGGAGAGUUAUUACAGAUAUUUCUUGCAGUGAUCAUAACUAUAUAGAAAUUGAUCUUGGUGAAAAGGAUUAUUCUCCUGUGAUGAGAAAGAGGUUUUCAUUAAAAAAUUUAAAUUGGAUUGAUUUUAAGAAAGAUGCUUCGGCUCUUUUGUUGCAAUAUAACAAAUUAAAGAUUGAUGAAAAAAAUUUGGAAGAAAUAGUUGAAAGAUUUGCUGAAGAAAUUGUAAAUAUUUGUGAAAAGAAUAAAAUCAAAAAGAAGUUUAAAGCAAAAGGGUCCUCAGUUUGGUGGACUAAGAAAUUGGAUCUUUUGAGGUCUAAUGUUAGGGUUGUAAGAAGAAAAUUUCUUUGUGCCUUUAAUUUGGAAGAUAAAUUGUUUUUGGAGGAUAAAUAUAAGAGAUUAAGAGGAAUUUAUAAAAAAGAAAUUAAUAUCGCUAAAAAUCAAUCGUGGGAUGAUUUAUGUAUGAAAACUAACUUGGAUCAACCAUAUGGUAUUCCAUAUAAAAUUACUGUGGGAAAGUGUAAAUCUGCACUUACUUUGAGUCGGUUAAAAAGAGAUGAUGGCUCUGAAACAAUUCAAUAA